Lepus europaeus (European hare) is the source of this 16840-nucleotide messenger RNA. RefSeq names its product trinucleotide repeat containing adaptor 6B (gene TNRC6B). The record is from RefSeq and is a predicted model, not a curated record. The transcript is spliced from 25 exons. Bases 173 to 5599 code for a protein of 1808 amino acids. Gene Ontology annotation, cellular component: P-body; nucleoplasm. Gene Ontology annotation, biological process: miRNA-mediated post-transcriptional gene silencing; positive regulation of nuclear-transcribed mRNA poly(A) tail shortening. Lineage: Eukaryota; Metazoa; Chordata; Mammalia; Lagomorpha; Leporidae. Gene Ontology annotation, molecular function: nucleic acid binding.
GCCUCGCCUCGCAGCGGAACGCCGCGCACUCGGAGCCGGCGCAGCUCGCCGGGUUUUGGCUUGUUUUUGCACUGAAUGUAACCUAGACUCAUCUUCACUGGCUUGUGUUGCCCUGGGAUACUAUCAAAGGCGGCGGCUGUGUUUCCACAAAGCUCGUGCAGCGUCCACUGCCAUGCAGACCACGGAAGGGGAGGCGCCGGGAGAGGGCAGUUCCAAGGUGGAACAGGAGGAUUUUGUAAUGGAAGGGCAUGGCAAGACCCCGCCUCCUGGUGAAGAAAGCAAACAAGAGAAGGAGCAAGAAAGGGAAGAACAGUUAAUGGAAGACAAGAAAAGGAAGAAAGAGGAUAAGAAGAAAAAAGAAGCCACUCAGAAGGUCACGGAACAAAAAACCAAAGUGCCCGAAGUGACGAAACCAAGUCUAAGCCAACCAGCGGCCGCCAGCCCAAUUGGCAGCUCCCCAUCGCCACCAGUCAAUGGUGGCAACAAUGCCAAAAGGGUGGCAGUGCCGAACGGACAACCGCCAAGCGCCGCCCGCUACAUGCCUCGGGAGGUGCCGCCGCGAUUCCGUUGCCAGCAGGACCACAAAGUGUUACUAAAACGUGGACAGCCCCCUCCGCCGUCCUGCAUGCUCCUCGGGGGCGGGGCAGGGCCUCCUCCCUGCACAGCACCUGGAGCAAACCCAAACAACGCACAAGUGACAGGGACGCUGCUGCAGAGUGAGAGUGGGGCUGCACCAGAGUCAACCCUUGGAGGUGCUGCUGCUUCAAAUUAUGCAAAUCCCACUUGGGGCCCGGGGGCCUCCUCCAACAACGGCGCCUCCCCCAACCCAAUUCACGUCUGGGACAAGGUGAUUGUAGACGGGUCUGACAUGGAAGAGUGGCCUUGCAUUGCCAGCAAAGACACUGAAUCUUCUUCCGAAAACACCACCGAUAACAACAGUGCCUCAAACCCUGGCUCUGAGAAGAGCGCUCUGCCAGGAAGCACCACUAGUAACAAAGGCAAAGGGAGCCAGUGCCAGCCUGCAACUUCUGGGAACGAAUGUAACCUUGGGGUCUGGAAGUCUGACCCCAAGGCUAAAUCUGCUCACUCUUCCACCUCUACCACGGAGAGCAACAGUGGACUAGGAAACUGGAGGAAUGCAAGUGGUCAGGAUAGAAUUGGACCUGGCUCUGGUUUCAGCAACUUUAACCCAAAUAGCAACCCAUCUGCCUGGCCAGCGCUGGUCCAAGAAGGAACUUCUAGGAAAGGGGCAUUGGAAACGGAUACUAGUAAUUCCAGUGCACAGGUUAGCACAGUAGGUCAGGCAUCCAGGGAACAGCAGUCAAAGAUGGAAAAUGCGGGUGUUAACUUUGUUGUCUCUGGCAGAGAACAGGCUCAAAUUCAUAACACUGAUGGACCAAAAAAUGGAAACACUAACUCCUUGAACUUAAGUUCACCAAACCCCAUGGAGAAUAAGGGAAUGCCCUUUGGAAUGGGCUUGGGGAACACCUCCAGGAGCACUGAUGCCCCUUCACAAAGCACUGGAGAGCGAAAGACUGGGAGUGUUGGAUCUUGGGGUGCAGCUAGGGGGCCUUCUGGAACUGACACAGUCUCUGGACAAAGCAAUUCUGGAAACAAUGGGAACAAUGGAAAAGAUAGAGAGGACUCCUGGAAAGGAGCUCCUGUUCAGAAAUCAACCGGGUCAAAAAAUGACUCUUGGGACAACAGUAACAGGUCUACGGGUGGGUCCUGGAACUUUGGCCCUCAGGACUCUAAUGACAACAAGUGGGGUGAAGGGAACAAAAUGACAUCUGGGGUCUCUCAGGGAGAAUGGAAACAGCCGACUGGGUCUGACGAGUUGAAAAUUGGAGAAUGGAGUGGUCCAAACCAACCAAAUUCUAGCACUGGAGCAUGGGACAAUCAAAAGGGCCACCCCCUCCCUGAAAACCAAGGCAAUGCCCAGGCUCCCUGUUGGGGAAGAUCUUCCAGCUCCACGGGAAGUGAAGUUGGAGGUCAGAGCACUGGAAGCAACCACAAAGCAGGAAGUAGUGACAGUCAUAAUUCUGGCCGUCGGUCAUACAGGCCCACACAUCCUGAUUGUCAGGCUGUCUUGCAGACUCUUUUGAGCCGAACUGAUUUGGACCCCAGGGUGCUCUCAAACACUGGCUGGGGCCAAACUCAAAUUAAGCAGGACACGGUGUGGGAUAUCGAAGAGGUGCCAAGGCCUGAGGGGAAAUCUGACAAAGGAACUGAGGGGUGGGAGAGCGCUGCCACACAGACCAAGAACUCAGGGGGCUGGGGAGAUGCACCCAGCCAAAGCAAUCAAAUGAAGUCUGGGUGGGGGGAGCUCUCAGCCUCUACAGAGUGGAAAGACCCCAAGAACACAGGAGGCUGGAGUGACUACAAGAACAACUCUUCCAGCUGGGGAGGCGGCCGACCAGAUGAGAAGACCCCUUCCUCCUGGAGUGAAAACUCCAGCAAGGAUCAGGGGUGGGGAGGAGGGCGCCAGCCCAGUCAAGGAUGGGCCUCGGGGAAGAAUGGUUGGGGCGAGGAAGUGGAUCAAGCGAAAAACAGCAACUGGGAAAGUUCUGCGAGUAAGCCUGUGUCUGGGUGGGGUGAAGGAGGGCAGAAUGAAAUCGGAACUUGGGGUAAUGGUGGGAAUGCAAGCCUCACUUCAAAAGGUGGGUGGGAGGAUUGCAAAAGGUCCCCAGCGUGGAAUGAGACUGGCAGACAGCCCAAUUCCUGGAACAAACAACACCAACAGCAGCAGCAGCCACAGCAGCCACCGCCACCACAGCCCGAGGCUUCCGGCUCGUGGGGAGGCCCACCUCCGCCACCUCCAGGCAGCGUCCGACCUUCCAGUUCCAGCUGGAGCAGCGGGCCGCAGCCCACAACCCCGAAGGAUGAGGAGCCCAGCGGCUGGGAAGAGCCAUCCCCACAGUCCAUUAGUCGGAAGAUGGACAUCGAUGAUGGCACGUCAGCGUGGGGAGACCCUAACAGUUACAACUACAAGAAUGUGAAUCUGUGGGAUAAGAAUUCCCAAGGGGGCCCUGCACCUCGAGAACCAAACCUGCCCACCCCAAUGACCGGUAAAUCAGCAUCAGUCUGGAGCAAAAGCACACCACCUGCUCCAGAUAAUGGUACUUCAGCCUGGGGUGAGCCGAACGAGAGCAGUCCUGGGUGGGGCGAGAUGGAUGACACAGGAGCAUCGACCACGGGCUGGGGGAACGCACCCACCAACGCCCCCAAUACCAUGAAACCCAAUUCCAAAUCUAUGCAAGAUGGCUGGGGGGAGAGUGAUGGGCCAGUCGCAGGAACUCGUCAUCCCAGCUGGGAAGAGGAGGAGGAUGGAGGAGUCUGGAACACCGCCGGCUCUCAGGGAAGCACUUCCUCCCACAACUCAGCAAGCUGGGGACAAGGAGGAAAGAAGCAGAUGAAGUGCUCACUGAAAGGAGGAAACAGUGAUUCAUGGAUGAAUCCUCUAGCCAAGCAGUUUUCAAACAUGGGAUUGCUGAGUCAAACUGAAGAUAAUCCAAGCAGCAAAAUGGAUUUGUCUGUAGGAAGCCUUUCAGAUAAGAAAUUUGAUGUGGACAAGCGAGCAAUGAAUCUCGGGGAUUUUAAUGAUAUCAUGAGGAAGGAUCGAUCUGGGUUCCGUCCACCUAAUUCCAAAGACAUGGGAACCACAGAUAGUGGGCCUUAUUUUGAGAAGGGCGGUAAUCACGGCUUGUUUGGAAACAGCACAGCACAAUCGAGAGGUCUGCACACACCAGUGCAGCCACUGAAUUCUUCUCCUGGUCUCCGGGCGCAAGUGCCUCCCCAGUUUAUUUCUCCCCAGGUGUCUGCCUCAAUGCUUAAGCAGUUUCCCAACAGUGGCCUGAAUCCAGGUCUUUUCAAUGUGGGGCCCCAGUUAUCUCCUCAACAAAUUGCCAUGCUGAGCCAGCUUCCACAGAUUCCCCAGUUCCAGUUGGCAUGUCAGCUUCUCCUGCAGCAGCAGCAGCAACAGCAGUUGCUACAGAACCAGAGAAAGAUUUCUCAAGCUGUGCGCCAGCAGCAGGAGCAGCAGCUGGCCCGGAUGGUGAGCGCGCUGCAGCAGCAGCAGCAGAGGCAGCCCAGCAUGAAGCACUCGCCGUCCCACCCUGUUGGGCCCAAGCCACAUCUGGACAACAUGGUACCCAACGCACUGAAUGUGGGGCUCCCCGACCUUCAAACCAAAGGGCCAAUGCCUGGAUACGGUUCUGGCUUCAGCUCUGGUGGCAUGGACUAUGGCAUGGUUGGUGGGAAGGAGGCUGGAACUGAGUCUCGCUUUAAACAGUGGACCUCCAUGAUGGAAGGACUGCCCUCCGUAGCCACACAGGAAGCCAAUAUGCACAAAAACGGCGCUAUAGUAGCCCCAGGUAAGACCCGAGGAGGGUCACCGUACAACCAGUUUGACAUCAUCCCAGGUGACACACUGGGUGGCCAUACGGGUCCUGCUGGUGAUAGCUGGUUACCUGCCAAAUCUCCACCAACAAAUAAACUCGGAAGUAAAUCCAGCAAUGCCAGUUGGCCUCCAGAAUUCCAACCAGGAGUGCCAUGGAAAGGUAUCCAAAACAUUGACCCUGAAUCUGACCCCUACGUCACCCCAGGAAGUGUGCUGGGGGGCACAGCCACAUCUCCCAUUGUAGAUACUGACCACCAACUGCUGCGGGAUAACACCACAGGGUCUAAUUCUUCCCUCAACACCUCGCUGCCUUCACCUGGUGCCUGGCCCUACAGUGCCUCUGACAACUCCUUUACCAACGUUCAUAGCACUUCAGCAAAGUUCCCUGAUUACAAAUCAACAUGGUCCCCAGAUCCCAUAGGACACAACCCCACUCAUCUCUCCAACAAGAUGUGGAAAAACCAUAUUUCCUCCAGGAACACUACACCGCUGCCCCGCCCACCUCCCGGUCUGACUAACCCCAAACCGGCAUCUCCCUGGAGCAGCACAGCACCCCGAUCAGUCAGGGGGUGGGGGACACAGGACUCACGGCUUGCCUCGGCCUCUACCUGGAGUGACGGUGGCUCGGUCCGUCCUAGUUACUGGCUGGUUCUUCACAAUCUCACUCCACAGAUUGACGGGUCAACCUUGAGAACGAUUUGCAUGCAGCACGGCCCACUGCUGACAUUCCAUCUGAAUCUGACCCAGGGCACUGCCCUGAUCCGAUACAGCACCAAACAGGAGGCGGCCAAGGCCCAGACGGCACUGCACAUGUGUGUGUUGGGAAACACUACCAUCCUGGCUGAGUUUGCCACCGAUGAUGAAGUUAGCCGCUUUCUGGCACAAGCUCAGCCCCCUACACCUGCAGCAACCCCGAGCGCACCUGCCGCGGGGUGGCAGUCGCUGGAGACCGGCCAGAACCAGUCAGAUCCCGUCGGACCUGCUCUGAAUCUUUUCGGUGGGUCCACUGGGCUGGGGCAGUGGAGCAGCAGUGCUGGUGGCAGCAGCGGGGCCGAUCUUGCUGGCGCUUCGUUGUGGGGGCCCCCCAACUAUUCUUCUAGCUUGUGGGGAGUCCCGACUGUGGAAGAUCCCCAUAGGAUGGGCAGCCCUGCUCCUUUACUACCUGGUGACCUUCUGGGAGGAGGGUCGGAUUCAAUCUGAACUUAGAACUUUCAACUCUGACCUCGUGACCUUUUUUGGAACAGCAGCAGCACUAACUUGACCUUUUCGUUUUUUUUUUCAACUUGCAAUAAAUACAUUUUUAAAAGGAAAAAAGAAAACGGAGAGAGAAAAAAAAAAGGUGGGUCAUUGACAGACUGUCUGAGCACAUAGUUGCCUCCCUUCUAACUUCAGUUUUUCGUUUGGAAAAUGAAUCCAAAAAGAGAACAUAUCACUCUUGAAAUACUUGAAUCAUGAACGCCAACCUAGAAAGACAAUGUGAAGCAAGUACACAUACCAUUUAAAUUUAAACACAAAAAAAUUAAAAAAAUUAGUUUCUAGUUUUUCACUUUUUUCAUGUUAUAUGGAAGUUGUUGCUAAGAAACAUAUAUACUGAAAAAAAUAGCUUUUUAACUUUGUUUGCACUGGGUGUGUUUCCGUCCUUAGGUCUACCAUGUUUGGGAGGGAGGGAAAUUCAAAAGAAUUGUUGGGGGUGGGGGGAGGGAAGACUUGACGGAGCCUCACUUUAAAAACAAAAAAAACACAAAAAACCUAAAAAAAAAAAAAAAAAGGAAAACAUUUGUGAUUGGCUGGUUGAUAAAUACCAGUGUGUUCUGGCACAUGUAACUGCCCAGGCAUGCUCGUUCCGGUAUGCGUGUGCGCGUGUGUUCAUGUGCAUUGGCGUGCAUCCUUUCUGUCUCCGUGUGUGUGCCUGUGUCCCGCCCUCCUCCCCUGCCCCGCCCCGAUUCCUCAGAAAGCUGCAGUGCUGACCGUCUGCGGGCUGGCUGGCCGGCCAUCUGCUUUUUAUUUUCUUUUCUCUUGAAACUGAGAACACACAAAGCACUGGGAGCCACUGCGACUGGAGCCACUCCAUGGGGCUGCAUUAAAAUGAACAGAGCGCUUUUUAAUAACUAAAGCGGAGAGCUCCCUCCCAGUGCAGACUAGCCCGACUGUGAGCUGUCUCUGGCUUUUCUUUUGACCCAGCAGUAGAGCGGAGCACUGCCAAGUCCAUGAACCUAGGAGAGCAGGGGGUGCCUCUUUCUGUUGUGCCACCGAGUGGCCACCAGGCACACCUGAAUACCUGUGACGUUGCACGCAGGCCAUCGUGUUAGUCUGAACGGGAACAGAAGAGAAGAGCGUCUUUAAUUAUGUGAUGUCCCCACAGGAGGGAAAACUGUGUUCCCUCUUGGAUAUGUGGUCAGGUAUCAGAAAUCCAUCCAAAAAAUCAGGUAAAUGCUGAGUUAAAUGGUUGCGUUGGUUCUCUCUUCAUUCGAUGGAAGCAGAAAACACUAAGUUGUGGACAGCCUACUGAAAGCUCCCGCAGCAACUCCCUCUGCUCUGGCUGGGCGGUGCCGGGCAGUGGCGUGGUACAGGCCAUUGCUGACAGAGAUGUUUACCUAACGAAUGUCCUUAAGCCAGUGUGUACUCCAUGCGUUUCCUCUUGUCUCUCUGUGUAUUUCCUGUGUAUGUGGUUUUGCUUAGGCAGGUAUAACUUAGCAGAGACUUUUAAGUAUUGCACCUUUUUUUUUGUUUUGUUUUGUUUUGUCCUCUUUUUUUCCCCUACUUUGUACUGUUGCUUUUUUUUUUUUUUUUUUUUUUUUUGGGUAUUUAAAGGUUUUGCUUUUGUUUUUGUUUUUUAAGCAUCAAUGUAGUAGUACUCUGGGCCGAACAGGGGGCAUUUAAUCCACAGUUACCACCAACAUGUAUGUACUCAUGUGGGAAUCCACAUGUAUCAGACUGCUCAUGGUGAAGAGAGUGACGGCAGACCUGAAGGGGCCCCCCUUGAGACAAAGCCGAUGGCUGGGGGGUGGGGGGCGCGUGCCGGCGACCUGUGUGCGCUCACGCGGACGGCCGGGUCUGCAUUCCCCUCUCUGACAUCAAGUGCCCACAUUCUGUACCAGCAAACACCUGCCCAUUCCAGCCCUUGGUGGGAGCAGACCCCCGUCCUCCGUACCCUGCUGCUAGUGAGGAUGAGGGAGUUCUCCUUAGCAUGUUCAGUGAAGGACACAACAAUGCCUAAUGUGUUUUCGCUUCCGUCUCUGUAUAAGUGGAUGGGUGGGUGCAUAUAGGAACAGGCAAAAAGGCAUUAUUUGCAUGUUAGUGACUUUGCGAGACAAAGAAUGGGAAAGUCUGUAGUCCUUGGUUUACUUAACCUGUUGACUAUAGACCUAGCCUCACAAGAGAUUGACAGGCAUAGUUCAGGUGAGCAUGUCCAUCCAAGUCUGUGUGAGCCUCUUGUGGGUCAGGGGUCAGGCUCGAGUCUGCAGCGUUGGUUUGGUCCCACGGAUGCCUUGUUGAACGCUGAGUGUGCCCUCCUCCUGCUCACCGGUUUUUGUCACCACCACGCCUCUUCCACCUCUGCCUCACACUGAAAGUCUCCUUCCGGCCGCACUGGCUGCUCUCCGUGCGUGGUGGCCUCGGGUGAAGUACGGCUUCUGUUCAGACAUCUGCAGAAGGCUGCAUCUUAGUGUCCCUGGGCCAGGAGCACGCCCUGAGGCUCCCUGGAGCCUGAGGUGACUUCCACUGAUGCUCUUGGUUCACUGCUGUGUCCUGCCCCCCCCCCCCUGCCUGUUGGUCCCUUGACCUGCACUAUGGGUUAGUUGAGUUCCUUACGAUACUACGGUGAAUGCCGGGUGCUAGAGCCCCUCUGUUUACAAGACAUAAUGAGGGAUUUGAAAUAUGUAAAAAUAAACACGAGAAGCUAAAAUGUUCUUCCAUCAUAAGCUUAAAGGGAAAAAAACUAAAAACUUAAAAAAAAGACCAAAAAGUGCGUAUAUAUAUACAUAUAAAUAUAUAUUUUAGAUGAAGACUAACUCUGGGAGCAUUUAACAGUGUUUUUUUGUUUUUGUUUUUAACAUUUAUUUUCCUGCUUUAAAAUUUGCAAGCAUUCUCAGGAAUUCUAGGGUAGGAAGCCAGUUUUUUGAAGAUGGUUUAUUUAACCAUAUCUUAUCCUAGAUAGAUGGCUGUUUCUUUCCUGUUAAUAAACUUUUACAAGUUCCUGAAACUUCAGAAAGUUUAAAAAAUUUUUACUUAAAAAAAUGUAAAAAGAAAAGUCUCCAAAUGUUAUUGUCAUACUGGGGAAUCACACAUUUUAAAACACAUAGAAAGAAAUAUUUUUUAAAAAUUAUCAAUUUAGCAGCAACAGGUUAAAUUCAUUAUCUUAAAAAACACGGGAGAAGGAUUACACUUCCUAAGAGCUGCCUCUUGGACUCACUUGCAAUUGUGUGCGACUUAGCGGGAGAGUGUUUGGUGCCAUAAAUGGAAAUGCUGUCACCAUGCUCCUUCCCAUUGAAGACUGAGCUAAGAACUCCCCAAGUGAUUCUUAUUUUUCUAAAGAGGCCCUUCUCCCUCUCCCACCGCCCAACCCCAGCAACAAAAGAAAGAAACAACAGCUUAAAAAAUCUGUAAAAAUAGUACAGUUGGAUUGCUGAGAAUAUGUAAAGAGUUAGGAAAUGAUAGGUUAAUAAUUUUUGGAACAAAUUUUAAAUAUAGGCAUUACUAGAGGAAAAUGAUCUAUGGACUGUUCCAUUAAUGAAGAAUGUCUGUCACCUCCACCUGUUACUGGGGGAGGAGAACAUACGGAAGAAUCUAAUAAGGAACAAGUGGUUCUGCUUUCUUAGCUCCCAGCUACUGUGUGUGCGUUGUGAUCGCUGUCCUGAGGAUCUGCUGCUGAAUUCUCCCCAUCCCUCAGCCAGAGAUGAGGAGUUCUCCUUUCAGUUUUUGGCAACAUACUCUCUAUCCCCCCUCCCUGGGGCCAGGGGUCAGAAUUCCGGAACAUGACCACAGCUUCUUUGAAACAUUAAGCUUCCCAGUGGGAAAGAAACUCCAGCUCGACAGGUAAGGGAGCGGGUGGGACUGCUGCCUGCAGUUUCUCUAAAGCCGCUUUAGUGCCUUCGUACAUACACCCAGACAUCCUGCACAGGGGACACGUGUAUGUGCCCUUGGUCCAGCCGCUCUGCACACGCUAAGGCGCUUGUCCGUAAAGGAAGGUGGAGUGGUUCUGGACAGGCCCCCAGAGGCAGUGGGCUAACCUUAAAAGAAACAGAAAUCAAGAAAGUUCAGAAUGGUUUUGUGUCUGGACAACGCAGGAUGCCACGUCCCUUCCUGGCGUCGUGUGCCCUGCGUACUGUGCGUCGGCUUCCCCAGCAUGUCGUGGAGCGGCCACGGUGACUGGAAAGGCACUCUCUGUGGGGCCAGCAGGAAGGGGCUCCUGGAUUUCUGCUCUUUGCAUCCUUGGGCUCCUCACUCUGUCCUUGCCCUCCCCCCCCCCCCCCCCGCCUUGUCAGCUUGCUGGAAGUUUUGCUUUGUUGGUUGGCAAUGACCUAAGAACAGGAUAUGGUAAGGGUGUCGUGAAAGAGAGAAACUCCUUCCUUUCUGUGGAAGGAGCCUUGUCUGCCGAGAGGUCAGGUGGCUCCAGGGUACUGAAACCCAGUGGGAGGGGUUUUCUGUCCCACCUGGUUCUGGCACAGGUGGAGGGGCUUUGCUGGUCACCCUCAUUGCAUAGGUGGAUUUUAUGUCAACAUUUUGAUCAUGUAAGUUUGAGCUUUACAGUUUCGACUUGUUAAACACUUGAUUUCUAGUGGCAGGAAGUGUGUGCAUCUCUUAAACAUCACAUUCUGUCCCCCUGAUGAGUAAGCCAAAAGUCAGGACGCGCUCUCAGGUGAGGUGGUGUCUGCCACCAGACGGGACCUCUGCUCUGAGGUACAUCCAGUGCCAUGAACUCACGUAGGUGUUCAGAAACAAGACACUGUGAAGAAAUGGAGGGCCUUGUGACAUCCCUGGCCCCCUCGGUCCCUAACCCCUGUAGCUCAUUUGCAACAUUUACGGGAGUUGAUUCAGCAAAUUCUUUCGUUCAUCGCUGUCCCUACAGCAAGUAGCUCAGCUUCACUGACACAGCAGCUUGGUUUUCUGUUCUGUGACCCCUGUUGUGAGCCUUUUCCAACCUCUUCUGACGUGACUGUAGCACUUGUCAGCAGUCGGUUCUUCCAUGCUCCUGUGGGCUGAGUGUGGCCUGUAAGGCAUGCACGGGGACAAAAAAGCAAGAGCAGAGAUUCCGCCUCAGCUAUGGAAACGCCUUUAUUAAUCUGUGACAAACUAGAAGCUGGUAGGCUAUUAACUUGUUGCAAAUACUCAAUCUCACCGCCUUUGCUGGAGAGGGUGAUUGGGUUAUAGCCAGAUUCCAUUUUGACCUCAGAUGCUGUGUACUUUUUAAUUGUAUAUGUAUAUAUUCUGCCACUUUGACUUUUCUCUUAACCAGAAGCAAAAUGUCCAUGUGCAGACCAAGGCUGUUUCUCUGCCGAGUUCAGCGGGUGUUUUCAGCGAACCCUGGCUGUAACGGGCAUCUCUAAGAUUAGGGAACAACUGAGUGUUUCUGUCAAAAAGGUUGCGUUCUUCCUCAUCCUCAGAGUGAACAUUCAACAUGUACAGCUUUGCAGGUUACUCAUUUGCAUUUCAGUUUCUUCUGUUUUGUAAGUAUCUAUAAUGUCUUCAGCUAGGAGCAAAGAUACAUUUUUAGCUGGUUACAAAAAAAAAAAAUCAGACUUUCUCCUACAGUGUUUUUUGCCAAGUUUUUUCACAUUUCAUGUCUAUGCAUUAACUAUACUUGGUGUUACUGCAAAAACAAAUUGUUGUUCUUUGUGUUUUUCUUCCUGUGGGCAUACAACUAGGGCCACAUGUGAUAGUACAGAUGAAGCUCUUCUGGCCUGUGUGUGUACAGUAAUUUGUCAAUCUAAAGACCUCAGCAGUCAUUCAGAAAUAGGGUGUCCCGGUCUCUGCUGCACACCACGCCACACCGCCGUGCACCCUUUUGCUUCCUGUCUGCACAGACGGCGUCUGUCCCCACAGCCCAAGAACAGACAAACAGAGUGCUGGCAAGGACGCCGUCACUCUGUACGCAAAUGUAGAAUAUUAUCUGCAUUUCCAGCAUUUGCACACGACCCAUGAGGCAGCCUGGGCUAUGGCUAGUGCCAAAGGUGGACUCUCAGAGGCAGGCCCCCUUUUGUCAAUGGUAGUGGUUUUCCCUUGACCUUAAAUUUGACCAAGGGGGGCUGCUAUCACUUUCCUCAGAUCUGAAAUCAAUCUGUGAGCGUAGUAAAAGCUUCAUAAUCAUUGGGCAUCAACCCUCCCUAACCUGCCCAUAACACUGCCCCACUCCCGUACCCCAGGCUGCCAGGGAGAGACCGUGACCAUCUCCAGGAUGGCAAAGGCAGGCAUUGGUCAGGAGCCGGGAGCUGCCCCUGCGUCCUCACUGUCCCCACAUCCGGAUGCAGUCGCUCAGACGGGACCGCGGGCCCUGCCAGCGCCUGCCUCACAGAAGUUAUAGUUCCCUUUCCACUUCACCGGACACCUGGAUUUAUUUGUACCAAGAAACUGCUCCCCAGGAAACAUGGUACGAUCCUGACUGAGGGGUUUCUGAAAAGCUCAGUCAUCGGUUCUUCAAUGUGACAGACGCUUGUUUUAAAUAAACAAGAAGUAGUAUCUCCCUAAAGCACUUUGUGCCUCAACUUGACUUCCAAGCUGUAAGAAUGCCCAGUUGCAACGGACCCAUUUCUAGCCCAAACCGGAAAGCCGGAGUUGCUCCUCAGUGAGUGGCAGCGGAAGCUCAGGCCCCGCCGAGGCAGCCUCGGGAGUGCACACGCUUUCCUCUCCUGACCGCCGGGCCCUGCUGCUGGGCCUGGCCUUGCUCCUCCUCCUGGGGCUGCUGAGGGGGGUGCGGGGAGGAGGGGCGUCUGCCCUAAGGAAGAGGGGCCACUGAUGCAGAACUGAGACCUGUGGAGCCCUUCAAGGAGUGACCUGCCUUGGAAGGGUAGUAGCGCAGUUUCUUACCACGUGAUACGUUUAAGCAUAUUUCUUGCCAGAAGCGUUGAGAUGAGAUGGAAAUGCUGUGUUAAGAACACCACCCCCUCCCCUUCUGUAAUUUCGCCAUGGAGUUAAGUGUAGUACUUCUGAAUGUGCCUUGUUGAGUCCAGAGAGCAUCUUGUAGGAAGAGGCUGAUGAGAUUAAAAAACGCAGCUUAGUCUGGCGGGAGUGGGGUGGGGGUGGGGCAGCUGUUGCAUUUUCAUGAGCAUCACUGUCGCACAGUGCAGACUUGGGUGGAAGGGGGUCCUGGGACGUGGCAGAGGAGAGAGAGACCCAGGUCCCCUCAGAGAGCGUGGGAUGGACUUGGACACUGCAUACCUCGUUUCCUCCUGUGCUCGUGUGUGUGCGUGGCUGUCCGUAAGCACCGGAGAAGGGAAGGUGGCGUACCUGUGACAAAUCCAGGCGUGGGGAGAAGGCGCUCUUAGCAUCUGCAGUGCAGAGCAGGCGGCUCUGUGUGCCCUCUGAGCCGGUGUCCCGGGAAGGCCGGGCCUUCCACGUCGCUGUCUGUGCACACGGGAGAGAAGGAUUCUAGUUAGCUUAGCCGUCUGCGCUGUCCCUUCCUUGUUUUAUGUCCGUUCUCAACAGUUCCUCCUCUUCUCCCACUCCUGUGUUCUAAGGAAAUUUCCAGCGAAUGCAAAGGGCCAUUUCUGUAACUCCUCAGAGCACCCCAAAGAGGAAAACCUCCCUCCCACUUCAUUCUGGAAGGUGAAGGGAGGGAAGCUGCCUGCCGCUGGCUGUGCCUCACUCAGUCCCCUCUAAUGGCCUUGAAAUGUACUAUUAUGCAAAUGUGAAUUUUGAUACUGAAUUUAAGAGGUUCUUGGAUUUUCUUUUUUCAAAAAAAAAAGGGGGGGGGUCCCACAUGUGGUCAUCAUCGCUUCUUUAUUUUGUAAGGUGAAUUGUGACUAUGCAUCCUGUGAGGGGAGGAGCGGGUGGAGAGGGGAAGGAAGUGGCUUUGCACCCCUGUUCUCCAGUUUCUGUGUCCAUGGUGUCCCCACGUCCUGGAGGGGAAGGGGGGUAGAAGAGGGUGAAGGGAGGUAGAGAGAGGCCUCUGAGUCCCCCUCUGUGGCUGGCGUAGCGCAUUCCCGGGGCCUGCAGUCCCUGUCCGCCAGGACAGUACAGGGCUCUUGGUCCCAGCCACGCAGUGUUAGCCCAGUGUGCAGUGGGACCCCCAAAGGCUCCAGUGUUCUCUGGGAAAAGUUCUCAUCCUUUGCUGACUCCAGACCCUUUCAAGCUCAGGAAACCGUGCCGCACCCGUGCUGACCUCCAGGUUCAUCCUUACAGCAACUUUGGAAAUCCCCUUCUCUCCUUUUUCAUCUUUGCUUUCUUUUUUUUAAGUCGUUUUAAAGUGAACUCACGCUUAAUUACUAGGAAACUGUCCUGCUCUGUAGGGGAGAGGGCUGUUGCCCAACAGGCAAGCGAGGGUUCUCUUCCCCCACCGAGACCCCGCCGCUGAUGGGCUGGCCUUCUUGUUGGUCUUGCCUGUGGUGAAUCAGGACACCGGCCUCGCUCUGGCCUCGGCAUUUUUGGCAACACAAGAGUGUCCUAAGAGAUCUGCGUUCAGUGUUCUCCACACAGCCAUUUCCGUUGUUGACGUUCACAGUACUGUAACGAGUGACAGACUUGACACAGCCUCCUCAUGCCGUGCAGGGCUGCACGGGCAUGAUCUUAUCAGGGUUCCAAUCUGUUAGAUUGCCUUUAAACAAAACAACAAAACAUACACAAAAAAAUCCUGACGUUUCAACUGUCUAACACAAAACAAUACCUCGAGGUCCCCCCCCACCGCAAACCCCCGACUCCUCGCUCCUUCCUGACACUAGUGAGUUACCCUUUUUAAAAGACGAACGUGUGUAAAUAGCAGGAUAACUUUAAAAGCAUUUUCUUUGCUGUGAAAGUAACCCUAAAAUAUGAUUUUCUCAAUUUUGUUUUAAGCCAUCGGAAGUUUCAGAUCUCACUCACUCAUGUUUAAGAAGCAGCAGCAGAGCAGGUCAGCGGAGUGGGUUUGCGUUUGUGGCGGGGGGCUGACAGCAGACCAGGAUCUAAACCCUGUCCUAAACAGGUGCCAUCCAGUCCCAGGGUGGGGAACGUCUGACUCUCUCUCUCCCAGCAAGCCCUUCCCCUCCAGGGAAUCCAGACCUUGUGCUCUCGCCAUCUCUUGGUUCAGACACGGGACGCGCGCACACACCCCUUUCAUAACACUCAUCCUGUAGUUUGCAGAGGGAUUGAGUCCCUGGCAUUUCAGUCUGCGCAGUAGGCUUCACGGCCUUGUCACUCUGUGUCGCUCUGGAAAUGUGCUGAGUCUCCCCUGAGAGCUGCUGCAUCCUAGACCUUCCUCUCGCACGAAGCCGAGGGAAACACGGUUAGCAAAUGCCAGCCACUGCUCGCCUGGAUUUGGGCGCCCACAAAGCAGGGCAGCAAUGGGUCAUCGGCAUCGCUCUUUCUUCACAAACCGUCCCCCCCUUCCCUGUCUUUUAAGACAGACACUCUAGCAUCAAGAAGCCCCUUUCGUUUGAUCUCCGGACCUUGUAUAGCGACGACUUCCUUUGAGGGAGGGAGCUUGAUUGUAAGUGCACGCGUAUUAUCCACCCGCCUUCUGACCGGGCCCCUUGGCCUGGGUUUUACUUCUGUUGUUCGUCCGGAGACCCUUUUUCUAUCACGUCCUUCGUCUGUUCCCUCAUCUCCCUCUGACGCUCCCAAAGGGCUCUGCUGAUCUCUGCACUUCUUUCCUGGGACACCCCCACUACCACCCUUUGCACACACCAGUGACCAAAGUGUACACAGUGAUCUCACAGAAGACAUCAAAAAUGGUGCAUGCACCGCAAAUGUGCUCACAGAGACACGUGCACAAGACUCUGCACCCUUGGCCUUAAUCUCAGAGUGACUUAAGGUGCAGGAACAUUUUUAACAGGUUUUAAAAAAAUAAAAAUAAAUAAAAAGCAACCCUUUUGGAAGGGGAAAAAAAAAAAGAAAGCAGAUGCAACAGCUCAGCUGUGCCCGCUCCUGGCUCCCCACUGCCCGCUCACCACUUCCGUGCCCGCCCCACCCCAUCCUUGCUUUGCGUAACCAAAAAAAGAAAAAAAGAAAAAAAAAAAAAACCAGACAACAAAAGCGACCUGAGGAAAGGUUUCUGGACUAUUUUAUCCUCCUCCAUUUAGAUGGAGAAAUAAAUGCUGCUUCGAGUUCCAUAAUCCUAGGGGGCUAUGUUUACAUAGUAAAACAAAUACAUCCUACCAAAUCAGGAAACAGUGAAUAUGGGAGUCACUUCAGUGAGAGGUCCCUGCUGGUGACCCAGAGACGGAGCCGACCUGGGCGGGGGGACAGAGGAGGAGAGGUGGGGAAGCCCUUCCAGUGGCCGGUGACAGUGCCCGUGCUCCUCUCCUCCCUUCACGUCUCUCUUGCCCCCUUUAACAAGAAGGUGCAGAGAAGGGCAUCACACAGGCUGGAUUCUCAAAGGCAGCUUUUCCAACUUUGCACACCAACAGGUCACAGGAAGGCACAGCAAAAACCCUCUCAUCUGAGACACUGUCAGCAGAAACAAAACCUGUAAAAAUGACUACAUAGCUGCACAUAUUGACGCGCUCUGCGAGUUACCUAUAAGUGUUGUGUUUUUCUUAUACUUGAAAUAGCUUUUACAAUAUAAUUUUGGUGGCUUUCUUUCCUCUCUUGUGACGGGCAAUUGAAACGGCGGAUGAUGGGAAUUGAGUACGCUGGGUGGGGGAGCAGGGAGGAUGGACAUGGCAUUGUCUCUCUCUCUCUCUCUCUCUCUCUCUUAACAUAGAGGUUUAAUCAAACUCGCAUGUGUUGAAGCGGCUCCUCAUAUUAACCGGUUUUACAUGGACACAGAAACUAGGCACUUUACAGGUGCACUUGCACGGCAGGCUGGGCCCCCUUUUCUAUAUUUUAUUUUACUUUUUUAGUAUAGUGGUACUUAAAAUCACUGGUUCACUUAAAAAACAAACAAUAAAAUGUUAAACUCUACUAAUGUACAAAUAAGCUGAAAAGUUGCAUUUUAUGUGUAUUUUUUGCCAUAGCAGGUACUGUAUUUCUCAUGCUGGAUUUCAAAAAAAAAAAAUCAAAAACAAAAAAAACUAAAGGGUGGUGUUUUAUUGGAUUGUGACAGGUUGAGUAAUAAGGAAUUAAGUCGUCGUCAUUUCAUUAAAGCUGAGAGAUGAUGUAAUGCAUAUAUAAGAGUUUUCUGAAGGGUUUUUUUGGGCUUUUAAACAGCUUAUUUUUGUUUUUGUUUAGUUUUUUAUUUUAUUUUAUUUUGGAAAGAUAUGAUUGUAUUAUGUGCAACUCAGUUGCUUACAUUAUAACUACAAAAUAUUUUUGGGUUCCUGGAAAAAAAAAAAAGAAAAAAGACUAAUAAAUGUGUUUGGCUGCUAAGCAUCU